Tupaia belangeri chinensis (Chinese tree shrew) is the source of this 3997-nucleotide messenger RNA. RefSeq names its product platelet derived growth factor D (gene PDGFD). Gene Ontology annotation, molecular function: platelet-derived growth factor receptor binding; growth factor activity. The transcript has 7 exons. Gene Ontology annotation, cellular component: membrane. Gene Ontology annotation, biological process: positive regulation of phosphatidylinositol 3-kinase/protein kinase B signal transduction; positive regulation of MAP kinase activity; positive regulation of protein autophosphorylation. Bases 287 to 1399 code for a protein of 370 amino acids. The record is from RefSeq and is a predicted model, not a curated record. NCBI's taxonomy places the organism in Eukaryota, Metazoa, Chordata, Mammalia, Scandentia, Tupaiidae.
GCCUGUGCUGCAGCAGCCGGCCACCGGAGGGGGCGAACAAACAUCAACCUGUUGUUUGUCCCGUCACCAUUUAUCAACUCUCAGCACCACAAGGAAGUGCGGCACCCACACGCGCUCCGAAAGUUCAGCAUGCAGGAAGUUUGGGGAGAGCUCGGCGACUAGCACAGCGGCCGGGCCAGCGCUGAGCGAGCCGGCGGGCCAGAGCGCAGGGCGGCGCGGCGUCGGUCCCGGGAGCGGAACCCGGCUUUUUCUUGGAGCGACGCUGUCCCUAGGUCGCGAAUCCCAAAUGCACCGGCUCGUCUUCGUCUACACGCUAGUCUGCGCAAACUUUUGCAGCUAUCGGGGCACUUCUGCAACUCCGCAGAGCGCAUCCAUCAAAGCUUUGCGCCACGCCAACCUCAGGCGAGAUGAGAGCAAUCACCUCACAGACUUGUACCGGAGAGAUGAGACCAUCCAGGUGACAGGAAACGGCCAUGUGCAGAGUCCUCGCUUCCCGAAUAGCUACCCCAGGAACCUACUGCUGACGUGGCGGCUCCAUUCCCAGGAGAAAACCAGGAUCCAGCUAGCGUUUGACAAUCAGUUUGGCUUAGAGGAAGCAGAAAAUGAUAUCUGUAGGUAUGAUUUUGUGGAAGUUGAAGAUAUAUCUGAAACCAGUACUGUUAUUAGAGGACGGUGGUGUGGACACAAGGAAGUUCCUCCAAGGAUAACAUCAAGAACAAACCAAAUUAAAAUAACAUUCAAGUCGGAUGACUACUUUGUAGCUAAACCUGGAUUCAAGAUUUAUUAUUCUUUUGUGGAAGAUUUCCAACCCGCAGCAGCCUCAGAGACCAACUGGGAAUCAGUCACAAGUUCUAUCUCAGGGGUAUCCUAUCACUCUCCAUCAGUAACGGAUCCCACUCUCACUGCGGAUGCUCUGGACAAAACAAUUGCAGAAUUUGAUACCGUGGAAGAUCUACUCAAGCACUUCAAUCCAGAUUCAUGGCAAGAAGAUCUUGAGAAUUUGUAUUUGGACACCCCUCAUUAUCGAGGAAGAUCCUAUCAUGACCGGAAGUCCAAAGUUGACCUGGACAGGCUCAAUGAUGAUGUCAAGCGCUACAGCUGCACGCCCAGGAAUUACUCGGUGAAUUUAAGAGCAGAGCUCAAGCUGACCAAUGUGGUCUUCUUUCCACGUUGCCUCCUCGUCCAGCGCUGUGGAGGAAACUGUGGCUGUGGAACUGUCAACUGGAAGUCCUGCACGUGCAAUUCAGGGAAAACUGUGAAAAAGUAUCAUGAGGUAUUAAAGUUUGAGCCUGGCAAUUUCAAGAGGAGAGGCAAAGCCAAGAACAUGGCUCUCGUGGACAUCCAGUUGGAUCACCAUGAGCGGUGUGAUUGUAUCUGCAGCUCAAGACCACCUCGAUAAAAGAAUGUGCACAUAUUUACAUUCAGCAUGAACGCACCUACAGGUGCUUAGGUGAAGGGUAGGGUAUGAGACCGUUUUCUCACCAGCAACUGGUUACUACUAGCCUGAAAUGCAAUGAACACAAGAGGUUGCUGAGUUUCAAGCUAGCUUUGUUAGUCCCACAGCAAGUAGAAAGGUAUAUCAUCAACUUCUACAUGUAAGAAUAUAGGACUGCAUUUAAUAAUAGUGUCUGAGGAAAUACACACACACAGAUUUAUAUAUAUACAUAUAUACAUAUAUGUAUAUAUAUAUCAUCUCUUCAUGUCUUUGUGUAAAUAGAUCAAAUGGUUUAUUCAGUAUAUAUAGCCAGGUACAUCAGAACUUACAUAUGGUUGAGUUAUUUAGACCCUUUAAAAUCUCUUGACACAUUAAAGGACUAGUUAGACAUAUGAAACACACAAAAUAUACAUUAAAUGUUUCAAACAUGAAGCAGAUUAAAUAUAUGAAAAUUUGGAAGGUGAAUUCAUUUUCAAAUUUUGAAUCAUGAAACACUUUUAGAUCUUGUUCUCUUAAAGAAAAACUUGUAUAUUACAAACUAAAAGAUGAGCUUUUCUUAUGUAUACAUCUUAGUUGAUUAUAAAAAGGAAAAAUGUGGUUUCUAGAGAAAAAGCAAUUAUGAACCCUGUUUUUCUACAAGAUAUACUAACACUUACCUAUGUAGAUAAUUAUCUGUCUCUAAAACCAUGCCAUAAUAGUAGAGGUGCUUUAGAAAUUAAGUCAUUAAGCCUUCUUUUUUAUGCAUUUUGCUGAGGCAUGCUAAUUCAUUUAACACUUGUCUCAAAAAAAUUACUGAGAAGGUUUAUUUUGAUAAUUCUAUGAAAGACAGUAUAUAAACUGUAGCAGAAUUUUGAAUUUUUUUCCCCAAAGCCUGUCUACAAAGCAAAUUCUUUCAAGAAUGGUGUGCAGAAUCUGUAUGAACCUUUCAAAAUGGUGUCCACUGGAAGGUUUAGGAAGUUGCAAGUAGAAAAAAGUAUACAUUGGAAAUUGCCAUAACUGGAAAUGAGAAUAUUAGUAGCAGAAAUUAGAAUAUUUGAUAAGAUCCAUGUUUAAUAAUGAAUUCAAACUCUCCAGACUAUGCCAGUUAAUUUUAUGUACCUUGCUUUUGUGUUCCUAUCUUUUUGAUGCUCUUUGACAUGUAGACAUGGAUUUACAAUGACAUUUUAUAUUUAAUCCAUCAUGGAUUAUUUAUAGGCAAAAAGCUUUUGUGCAGUAAUAAAACCACCAAAUUUUAUUGAUGUAAAUCCCUAAACACGUACUCACCAUCUUGAAUUCCUGUUUCUGAACCAAAUGAAAUAAGAUCUGGGGCUUCUGGUGUGUUCUCAAUCUAUGGAGCUCGUUCUGAGAAGCCAACUGUAAAUUGUAGGAGCACACAUUUGUCCCUGCUCUCCUCCAGAAAACUAUUUUGCAUCUGUUAUUGGUAUUUAGAGUAAUUUUUCCUCCCUGGCUCCUUCAUGUCUAUUUUAACAGAAACUGAUUCCAGGAGUAGGAAGUGACUCAUUAUUCUCCAAAGCAAGACUCUUAAGACAGCAACACUGAAACCCAGAUAACUCAGAAACUACUCUUGAAGAGCUACAUUUUUCUUCCUGCUUUGAAAGUAGAAAGGAGAUCCAAUUUCUUCCAUGAGUCCAGGGCCUUACUGACUACAAGUUUGCUGAGAGUUACGUGAUUGCCUGGGUAAGUCCCAGUGUCAGAUGAGUGGCCUAAUGAACUUGGAUUUGUAAGAUCGGUAGUCCUAGGUCCAAAUUCUCCACUCUCUGUAAGUAGCUCAGGUCUUCUCAGAUCUUUGAGAUGAAAGGCCUGCCUAUGUAUAUUGAAGAUGUACUUUCUGAAACAUCCUUGAAAGUGUCCAGUGUUUUACUCAGGGAGUGAGUAGUAAAAUUAAAUACUCUAUUGUUUGGUUCUCUAAAAUCAAGAGCACAGUCAGAAAUAGCCCAUGUAGACAGUAAUACUCAGGAACCUUUCUUCCCUUUCAUGGCCACUUGCACAUUUCCUUCAAAAACAUUGACUUCCUGGACCCAAGUCAAACUGUGGGGAACAUCUCUCGGGCUUGCACAGCUCACAUGGUGGCUGUAAAUAUGAAAAAUUAGAGUGCUCUACCCAAUUUUCAAUAAACCUUCCAGGCUACAAUAAGCAGGAUGGUUUUCAGUUAAAGCCUUAUCUGUACUUUUUAUUUAUUAGGUGAAAUAUAAGCAGGCAUAUUCACUCACUUUUCUUUUUCUUUCCUGAGUGUUUUAGUAAAACUUCUCCCUUGGUUAUCUAUUAUCUAUUGCACUCCCAACAUGUAGCCAAUAAAUCUGUUUCAUUGCCAUCAAAGGAAUAAAAAGCUCACUGUACAAAUUACAUUUCAAAACAAACCCUAAUAAAUCCACAUUUCUGCAUGGCUCACUCACCUGGAAUAAUGCCUUUCAUUCAAUAUGUUCUUAUAGGGCAGAACACUUUCAUAAAUAGAGGGUUUUUUAAUUUUUUUUGUCAUAUCGGUAACAUGCAGCUUUUUCCUCUCAUAGCACUUCCUAUGGCAAAUGUAAUAUGCCUCUUAUCUUCAUGAAAAAUAAAUAUUGC